GUUUCUUGCGUUAUGGUUGUUCUGGCUGCUUCAAUUUGUACAAAGGCUGGAAAAGCCGUCCUUUCACGGCAAUUCGUGGAAAUGUCCCGUUCUCGCAUUGAGGGGUUGAUUGCAUCGUUUCCAAAACUCAUUGGUGUUAGCGACCAGCACACAUACAUUGAAACAGAUGCUGUGCGUUACGUCUAUCAGCCUUUGGAUAAUCUUUUCAUGGUUUUGGUUACAACAAAAAACUCUAAUAUUCUGCAAGACAUUGAUACGCUCCACUUGUUUGCUAGACUCGUAUCUGAAUACUGUCGAUCCAAUGACGAGCGUGAAAUUGCCAAACAUGCAUUCGAUUUGUUGCUGGUAUUCGACGAAGUGAUUUCACUUGGAUACCGUGAAAAUAUCAACUUGGGUCAAAUCAGAACCAUCUCUGCCAUGGAAAGCCACGAAGAGCGUGUUCAAGCCGAGAUCGAAAAAAACAAGGAAAAGGAAGCUGCAGAAGAACUCAAGCGCAAGGCCAAGAUGAUGGAUACUCAACGCAGAGAUGCUGCCAAAAAGGGAUAUGGAGGCUCUUCUGGUGGAUUUGGUGGAUUUGGUAGUGGGAAACGAGGCUCUGGAAUGGGCAGUGGUGGCUCAGGUAACAUGACAGGGAUUUCCUCUGGAUUCUCAAACUCUUCCAACCAAGGUGGUUCCAAUCAAGGUCCAUCUAAUAACUACAGUCCCUCGUCGUCUUCUGCCAAUAACUUUGGCCAGGGAUCUGCUCAAUCCAUGCCUGCAUCUGCUCCAGUUUCUGGACGCGGAAUGCAGCUAGGAGGAAGUCAGCGCCAAAAUUCGGUACUGGAAAGCAUUACCGCUUACGAAGGAAUUAAAACACCAUCCAAUUCUACUACAGCAACUGGUGGAUCGACACAAGCUACAGUACGACCUGCUGUUCACGAAGAAGGCGUUCAUGUUGUUGUUGAAGAAAAAGUAUCUGUGGCUAUUAGUCGGGAUGGUGGUCUUCAAUCAUUUAAAGUAAACGGCAGCAUGAUGCUCAAGAUUAACAGUCCAUCGUCUGCCCGCGUAAAGUUGGAGAUUGUUCACAAUUCAGAUCCCAACUUGCGUUUUACCACGCAUCCCAAUGUGGACAAGGGUUUGUGGGCCUCUGACUCUGUUAUUGCUCUUCGUGACCCCUCUCGUCCCUUUCCUGUUGGUCAAGCACUUGGUAUUUUAAGAUGGAAAGUUUCUUCUCGCGAUGAGACUCUUGCGCCGUUACUCAUCAAUUGCUGGCCUUCGCCUACUGGAAAUGGUGCAUGUGAUGUCAACAUUGAAUAUGAGCUGCAAAAUCUCGGUCUUGAGCUUCAUGAUGUAUUGAUUUCUAUCCCUUAUCCCGGCAGUAAUGCUCCAACUAUUGGUGACGUUGAAGGCCAUUACACUAUCAAUCGCCAAAAUCGUGUCAUUCAAUGGUCACUGCCUUUAAUUGAUGCUUCCAAUUCGUCUGGCGUACUUGAAUUCAACGUUUCAAGCGAGGACGUGAAUGCAUUUUAUCCGAUUGAAAUUGUGUUUACAUCUUUCAAACUUCUCAAUCCCAUUCAUAUCUCAAAUGUCAAUACUGUGGAAGGUGAUGCAGCUACUUUUUCGAUCGAGAAUCUACUUCGGUCAGACGUGUAUCAGGUCGUGUAAGACAAAAUCUAGUAUUUGCAGAAAUUAUGUGGCUGCCAUUAAAAAUGCAAAUAAAGCUAGUUUGGUUUCUGACAUGGUAACAUGC
Molecule: messenger RNA, 1729 nt
Organism: Batrachochytrium dendrobatidis JAM81
Lineage: Eukaryota; Fungi; Chytridiomycota; Chytridiomycetes; Rhizophydiales
Product: coatomer subunit delta
Exons: 10
Coding region: 13-1644 (543 amino acids)
Biological process (GO): endoplasmic reticulum to Golgi vesicle-mediated transport; Golgi localization; retrograde vesicle-mediated transport, Golgi to endoplasmic reticulum
Cellular component (GO): COPI vesicle coat
Source: RefSeq, a predicted model, not a curated record